This is a messenger RNA of Callithrix jacchus (white-tufted-ear marmoset), 9017 nucleotides long. NCBI's taxonomy places the organism in Eukaryota, Metazoa, Chordata, Mammalia, Primates, Cebidae. The record is from RefSeq and is a predicted model, not a curated record.
GCUCAUUCCUCUAAUCCCAGCACUUCGGGAGGUCAGGCAGGCGGAUCUCUGGAGCCCAGGAGUUUGAGACCAGCCUGGGCAGCAUAGCAAAAUCCUGUCUCUACAAAAAAAAAAAAGAAAGAAAAGAAAGAAAGAAAUUAGCCCGGUGUGGCGGUGCGUACUUGUAGUCUCAGCUACUCAGGAGGCUGAGGUGGGAGAAUCACUUGAGUCUGGGAGGUGAGGUUGCAGUGAGCUGAGAUCGUGCCACGUACUCCAGCAUGGGUGACAGAGCCAGACCCCAUUUCAAAAAAAAAGAAAUAAAAUAAACUGUGUAAAGAGACUGGCAUACACAAAGUGCUUGAGAAGUAAUAGCUAUUGGAGUGAAUUUUAAUACUCAUGUCAAAGAGCCCUGGUGAACACUCUGGGCUCCUGUCCGCCUCCUGCAAAACAAGGAUUAAGCAGAUCCCCUCUGCCUCUUCUGCACUAGGAUCCUAGGAACUAGAAAUGGUGGUUGUUUUAGGUGCGUGUGCAGCACCACCUUGUGGAAGGGAGGAAAAUUGACAAAAAUGUCAGUUUCCUAUGAGGACGAUGUACUGGAAGCCACAGUUUGUAAAAUAUGAGCACAUCUACCAAAAAUGCCCUAAUACAAGGUGAUCCCCAAUUCCAAUCAGUUUUCCCAGUGGAUUAAUAACAAACAUUUGCCAGUAAGAAAAUAAAAAAAUGUGUUUCAGAAUCACACAGACCAAUGGGGAAAAACAUAAAAAUAAAUAAAUGAAAAAUAAAUAAAAAAUAUAUUGACGUAGCCCUGAUUAAGCUUAUAGGAAAUGAAAUAUGCACUUCCAAUAUUUAGUUAAUUUGUUUAGACACAACUAUACAUUUAUAUAUGUUAUGGGGUACUAGAUGUUAAGUAUUACUCUUUUCCACUUUCAGUUUUCAAAAAGGUUUUUUAACUCAAACUCUUCACAGGCAUCUCUGGACACUGCUUUUCCCCUCUCCAAGGCAACUGUUGAAUCUUCUUCUUUUUUUUUGAGACAGAGUCUCACUCUGUCUCCAGGCACCAGGCUGGAGUGCAGUGGCCCAAUCUCGGCUCACUGCAACCUCUGCCUCCCAGGUUCAAGCAGUUCUCCUGCCUCAGCCUCCUGAGUAGCUGCGACUACAGGCACGCACUACCAUGCCCAGCUAAUUUUUGUAUUUUUAGUAGAGAUGGGGUUUCACCAUGUUGGCCACGAUGGUCUCGAUCUCUUGACCUUGUGAUCCACCCACCUCGGCCUCCCAAAGGGCUGGGAUUACAGGUGUGAGCCACCGUGCCCGGCCUGAAUCUUCUAAGCCAGUUUUUCCGGACUCAGUAUCUUUUACUCCAUCAAGCAGAAUGAGAGACAGGGUGUCUUGAAUCCGGACAUUUUUAUUUUAAUUUUUUUUUAGACAGGGUCUCACUCUGUUGCCCAGGCUGGAGUGCAGUGGUUCGAUCACAACUCACUGCAGUCUUGACUUCCCAGGCUCAGGUGAUCCUCCCACCUCAGCCUCUCAAGUAGCUGGGACUACAGAUGCAUGCUACCGUGCCUGGCUAAUUUUUCUGAAUAUUUUCUACAGAUGGAGUUUUAGGGCCUGGUGCAGUGGCUCACGCCGUAAUCCCAGAACUUUGGGAGGCUGAGGUGGGCAGUUCAAGAGGUCAGGAGUUCAAGACCAGCCUGGCCAACAUGGUGAAACCCUGUCUCUACUAAAAAUACAAAAAUUAGCUGGGCACAGUGGCACACACCUGUAAUCCCAGCUACUUGGAAGGCUGAGGCAGGAGAAUCGCUUGAAUCCCAGAGGUGGAGGUUGCAGUGAGCUGAGCUGGUGCCACCGCAAUCUAACCUGAGCAACAGGGUGAGACUCUGUUUUAAAAAAAAAAAAAUUAGGCCGGGCAUGGUGGCUCACACCUGUAAUCCAAGCACUUUGGAGGCCAAGGUGGCCGGAUCACCUGAGUUCAGAAGUUCAAGACCAGCCUGAACAACACGGUGAAACCCCAUCUUUAAAAAAAAAAAUUAGCCGGGCAUGGUGGCGGACACCUGGAAUCCAAACUACUCGGGAGGCUGAGGCAGGAGAAUCGCUUGAAACCAGAAGGCAGUAUCCAGCCUGGGCGAAAGAGCGAAACUCCGUCUCAAAAAAGGAACGGAGUUUUACUAUGUUGCCCAGGCUGAAAAUCAGGACAUUCUUAACAAACUUCAGUGACAUAGUCACGUGUUGUUAAGGCAUUUUUAAAAUGAAUCCUAUAGAUGCAUACUUAUGGCUCCACAGUACCAAGGUAAAGGUGGGAUUUCUUUCCUUUUGUUUUGUUCAUUUGUUUGAGACGAGUCUGGCUGGAGCGCAGUGGCACCAUCUUUGCUCACUACAACCUCCGCCUCUGGGUUCCAGUGAUUCUCCCGCCUCAGCCUCCCGAGUAGCUGGGAUUACAGGUCCCCGUCGCCACGCCCAGCUAAUUUUAUUUUGUAUUGUUAGUAAAGACGGGAUUUCACCAUGUUAACCAGACUGGUCUCAAACUCCUGGCCUCAAGUGAUCCUCCUGCCUCAGCCUCCCAAAGUGCUGGGAUUACAGGGUGAGCCACCACACCUGGCCGCUGGUUGGGAUCUUUAAAGGCCCAGGUGUCUACCACAAACUGGCCGUUGCUGUUCAAAACGAAGUUCUUGAGAGAACAGCGCCCCCUAAAGGCCAUUAUUUUAAAGACGACCUCCCUCCUGUGGAUUAUUGGUGGGGGAUAGGGGAGACCUGGACACACCGAACAAAACAAGCAGUAAAGGGGUAUGCCUUCGCUUUUAGAAAAUAAAGUCAAUCCUAAACCCCAGGACUCCUCAGGCUCAGCCCAAGCCCCAUCCCCUCACCCCUGACCUGGGGCAGACGCUCCUAGUUCCCAUAGGGAGACAAGUCUCCUUCUCCUGCAGCAGGAAAUGGAGUAUGGUCGGCGCAGGCCAGCUCCAGGAUAGGCUGGGAAAUUCCCAGCCUGAGAACCUUCCUCACAAGGAAGCCCAAGGGGCACUUGGCUUCAUCUCCCAACCUUUUUUCCUAACAACCUCAAAUAGAAAGAGAAAAUUCCUCUUUCCUCUCCAAAGCACAGCUAAGUUUCAGUUUCCAAUUAAAAAAAAAAAAAAACCCGAACCAAACGAAGCUGUUUAAGUUUCUGUUUCCAUUUCUGGCCGUCAGGAGAGAUGGCUGCUGAACUAAGGCAGCCCAGUAGAGGGAGUCUCGGCGGAUGCCUGGAGGACCCCCCAGCCCUCCCUGCAUGCAAAAGAGAAGACGAUAAACGUAGUGAUUCUUCCGCCGCAGGGUGGCUCACGCCUGUGAUCUCAGCACUUUGUGAGGCCGAGGCGGGCGGAUCACCUGAGGUCAGGAGUUCAAGACCAGCCUGGCCAAAAUGGUGAAACCCCUGUCUGAACUAAAAACACCAAAAAUUAGCCAGGCAUGGUGGCAGGUGCCUGUAAUCCCAGCUACGUGGGAGGCUGAGGUGGGAAAAUCGCUUGAACCCGGGGAGCGAAGGUUGCAAUGCCACACUGCACUCAAGCCUGGGUGAGAGAGCAAAACUCUGUAUCAGAAAAAAAAAAAAAAAGGCCGGGCGCAGUAGGUCACGCCUGUAAUUCCAGCACUUUGGGAGGCCGAGGCCAGUGGAUCACCUUAGGUCGGGAAUUUGAGACCAGCCUGACCAACAUGGAGAAACCCUGUUUCUACUAAAAAUACAAAAUUAGCCGGGCGUGGCGGUGCACGCCUGUAAUCCCAGCUGCUCAGGAGGCUGAGGCAGGAGAAUCGCUUGAACCUGGGAGGAGGAGGUUGCAGUGAGCCGAGAUUCCGCCAUUGCACUCUAGCCCGGGCAACAAAAGCGAAACUCCAUCUCAAGAAGAAAACAAAAAGCUAAAUCUCUCUCUAACUCACCCCAUCUGCAGUUCUGAGGCCUGCUGGACAAAGACUGGGAGCUGCCACUUAUCCCAGCUGGACAGAGGCAGAGACGAUUCAUUCCUGGUCCUACAGAGAUGGCAGGCUUCCAGGACCGGUAUGACAACCCAGGGGACAGGCUGGGUGCCUUCGUAAAACACAGCCUCCAGCCCCAGGGGCACUAGAAAGAUGGAGCGAAGGAUGCCGGGCACAGAAUCGAGCAGUUCUUGAGGACUCAGUGCUGUGCUGAGCUGAUUCUGCACCAAGAAGUCAGGGUGCUGAAGGUGGCUAAGAGGCUUCAAAGUCCCAAAAUAUGCCAUCAACAAGCUGGAGAUCCAGAGGAGCCAGAGGUUUAAGUCUCAGAGUCCAAAGACCCAAGAACCUGGAGUUCUGAUGUCUGAGGGGUCAUUCAUCCUACGGAGCACUGGAGGGCAGCUGAGGAGGAGCCGCCUUAACAAAGGGGUUGUGUGCCAGGGAGCUGGGUAGGUGUCUGGCUAUAUAUCUGCCCAGCAGUGGUACUCUGGGUACAGAGAUGGCACUGACACAGGAGCUGUAUGCCACACCAGCCUCCAGGCUGGACUCCUUCGUGGCUCAGUGGCUGCAGCCCCACCGGGAGUGGAAGGAAGAGGUGCUGGACGCUGUGCGGACCGUGGAGCAGUUUCUGAGGCAGGAGAAUUUCCAGGGGGAGCAUGAGCUGGACCGGGAUGUGCAGGUGCUGAAGGUGAUCAAGGUGGGCUCCUUCGGGAAUGGCACGAUUCUCAGGAGCAGAAGAGAGGUGGAGCUGGUGGCGUUUCUGAGCUGUUUCCACAGCUUCCAGGAGGCAGCCACACACCACCAAGCUGUUCUGAGGCUAUUACUGAAAACCAUGUGGCAAUCCCAGGACCUGCUGGCUCUCGGGCUCGAGGACCUGCGGGUGGAGCAGAGAGUCCCUGAUGCUCUCGUCUUCACCAUCCAGGCCUGGCAGGCUGCGGAGCCCAUCACUGUCACCAUCGUGCCUGCCUACAGAGCCCUGGGGCCUUCUGUUCCCAACACCCAGCCACCCGCUGAGGUCUAUGUGAGCCUGAUCAACGCCUGCGGUGUUCCUGGAAAUUUCUCCCCGUCCUUCAGCGAACUGCAGCGAAACUUCGUGAAACAUCGACCAACUAAGCUAAAGAGCCUCCUGCGCCUGGUGAAGCACUGGUACCAGCAGUAUGUGAAAGCCAGGUCGCCCAGGGCCAAUCUACCCCCUCUCUAUGCUCUUGAACUACUAACCAUCUACGCCUGGGAAAUGGGUACUGAGGAAAACGAGAAUUUCAUGUUGGAUGAAGGCUUCACCACGGUGAUGGACCUGCUCCUGGAGUAUGAAGUCAUCUGCAUCUACUGGACCAAGUACUACACACUCCAGAAUCCAGUCAUCGAGGACUUUGUCAGAAAACAGCUCAAAAAAGAGAGGCCCGUCAUCCUGGAUCCCGCUGACCCCACCCACAAUGUAGCAGAAGGGUACAGAUGGGACAUCGUCGCUCAGAGGGCCUCCCAGUGCCUGAAACAGGACUGCUGCUAUGAUGACAGGGAGAACCCCGUCCCCAGCUGGAACGUGAAGAGGGCACGAGACGUCCAUGUGACAGUGGAGCAGAGGGGUUACCCCAAUUUCAAGCUCAUCGUGAACCCAUAUGAGCCCAUAAAGAAGAUUAAAGAGAAAAUCCGGAGGAGCAGGGGUUACUCUGGCCUGCAGCGUCUGUCCUUCCAGGUUCCUGGCGAUGAGAGGCAGCUUCUCAGCAGCAGAUCCUCCUUAGCCAAAUACGGAAUCUUCUCCCACACUCACAUCUAUCUGCUGGAGGCCAUCCCCCCGGAAAUCCAGGUCUUCGUGAAGAAUCCUGAUGGUGAGAGCUACGCCUAUGCCAUCGACCCCAAUAGCUUCGUCCUGGGUCUGAAGGAGCAGAUUGAAGACCAGCAGGGGCUGCCUAAAAAGCAGCAGCAGCUGGAAUUCCAAGGCCAAGUCCUGCAGGACUGGUUGAGUCUGAGGGGCUAUGGCGUCCAAGACAGUGACACCCUCAUCCUCUCUGAGAAGAAAGGGGGAAAGGCUCUGUUUCCAGCCAGCUAGUCUCCUCUGGGAAACUUCUCUGUACAUUUCUGCCACCUACUCCAGAACUCAUUCUAUGAACCACUCUGUCCCAUUGUUGGCUGGGAAGGUCCCAGGUCUUCACCAGCUUUAUGACGAGUUAUCCCAAGCCAGAUGUGGUAGCUCACACCUGUAAUCCCAGUACUUUAGGAGGCUGAGGUAUCAGAGGAAGACCCCAUCUCCACAAAAUAAAAAAUAAGCAGUUGUUGGUGGUGUGUGCUUGUAGUCUCAGGUACUCGAGAGGCUGAGGCAGAAGGAUGGCUUGAGCCCGGGAGGUUGCAGCUGCAGUGAGCUAUGAUCACACCACUACACUCCUGCCCAGGCAACAGAGUGAGACCCUGUGUCUAAAAAAUAAAAAUAAGUAAAUUUGUUUAAAAAAAUAAUUAUCCCAGCCCUGCCAGGAGGAGGAUGAGAGACUGAAUAUACAGAUGGACGGUGGCCACACCACGUACGACAACAGAAUUCUGACCCACAGUCAAUCAACCCCAAACCAUCAGGACUUGGUCAAUAACUGCUCGCUUCUCUAAUUCCCCGCCCCACUCCCAUUCUGCUUCCAAUUUAAGACCAACCAAGAAAGCCAAAUAAGCUCAGCAGACCAAUCACAUGGUUAGCCCUACUUCUAGCCAGUGUGCUUACAGCUUCUCUACACCAACAGCCUCAGGGCAUCUCUGAAGCCUUCCCGUUUUCCUGCCUCUAUUUAAAUCUCUGUAAGGCAAGAGAUGGUGGCUGGUUCCUAUCUGCUGGAGACCAUCCCCCUGCCAGAUCCAGGUCUUCGUGAAGGAUCCCGAUGGUGAGAGCCACGCCUAUGCCAUCGACCCCAACAGCUUCAUCCUGGGUCUCCAGGAUGAAUUCCCAAUCAGAAACUGGGAACGAACAGCCUUUGUUAGUUCUCAUUUGGGUGCUCCUUAUUUUCACAGGGCCUAAUGCUGUCCUAAUGGUUAUUGCUUGAUCAUUUGAGCUUCUCAACUCCAAGAAAUGAGGACUGGGAAAACUGAGACAAAAGGAGACAAAGAAUAGGAAACCGAGGAUGAUGCAAUGUAAAAAAAUCGCCUCAACUCCUAAAACCCAUACACAAACAGUACAUAAUAGUCGGGAGACUGUAGGAAAAUAACAGCGGCCGGGCGCGGUGGCUCAAGCCUGUAAUCCCAGCACUUUGGGAGGCUGAGGCGGGUGGAUCACGAGGUCAAGAGAUCGAGACCAUCCUGGUCAACAUGGUGAAACCCCGUCUCUACUAAAAAUACAAAAAUUAGCUGGGCAUGGUGGCGCGUGCCUGUAAUCCCAGCUACUCGGGAGGCUGAGGCAGGAGAAUUGCCUGAACCCAGGAGGCAGAGGUUGCGGUGAGCCGAGAUCGCACCAUUGCACUCCAGCCUGGGUAACGAGCGAAACUCCGUCUCAAAAAAAAAAGAAAAAAAGAACAGCAUCUUUAUUAUCAAAGGACAUCAUGUGAUCGGGUUUACUCCAAGCAAUAGUUUCCUUUUGCCCUCCCAUUUUGUCCAGCUUUCUACUGGGCUACUCACCUUCCAUAGCAUAGAAAAUGCACAUUGCAAUUGGUUCACAACAGCCUCUGGUCAAUUCGGCAAUCAUAAUCAGUAUAUUUCCCACUUCUGUUUGCCUUCAGGGACAGAAAGAGUGCCUCCUUUCCAGAAGGCUGGUCCAGUCCCCAUCUUUGUGUCCUUCAUAAUGCCCAGCACAGCCCACAUUGCAGGCGGUGAGAAAAUUCUUGUUUAAAAAAAAGAAUGGCCAGGCAUGGUGGCAAAUGCCUGUAAUCCCAGCACUUUGAGAGGCCGAGGCAGACGGAUCACGAGGUCAAGAGAUCGAGACUAUCCUGGCCAACCUGGUGAAACCCCGUCUCUACUAAAAUACAAAAAAUUAGCCAGGCAUGGUGUUGUGUGCCUGCAGUCCCAGCUACUCAGGAGACUAAGGCAGGAGAAUUGCUUGAAACUGGAAAAUGGAAAUUGCAGUGAGUUGGGAUUGCACCACUGCACUCCAGCCUGGCAAUAGAGUGAGACUCAGUCUCAAAAAAAAAAAAAAAAGAAAAGAAUGAAAAAGUGAAUGUCUUAGUCCAUUUGGGCUGCUAUAACAAGAUACCAUACACUGGAUGGCUCAUAACAAUAACCAUUUAUUUCCCACUGCUCUGGAGGCUGGGAAGUCCAAGUCAAGACACUGGCAGUUUUGGUGUCUGGUAAGGCCUCUUUCUGAUUCAAACAUAGCAGCUUCCCACUGAGUCUUCACAUGGUGGAAGGGGUAAAGGUGUCUCUGGGGUCUCUUUUAUGAGGGCAUUAAUCCAGUUCAUGAGGGCUCAGGCCCCAUUACCUAAUUACUUCCCCAAAGUCCCACUUCCUAAUACCAUCACCUUGGGAGUGAGGACUUUUUGGAAAUUAUCAUUAUCUAAAUGGAGUCACUUAUGUCAAACUCUAACAAAGGAGAGCUGGGAGGCCAUGAAGAAGGGGCGCUCACACACAUAUGCCUGUCACAGAAAUUAUCUCAAGAAAUUCCUCAAAACCACAGUAUUACAGAUAAGCCCCUUGUAUAAGGAUAUUUGUCUAACAGUGGGUGUCUCCACAAUAAGCUAACACCAACUCCUGCAACAGGCUCCUGUAAUCAACAGUACUUGUUUCAAAGAAGUUUAUGUGGAUUUCUCCUUACCCCAACCUUUUUUUUUUUUUUUUUUUUUUUGAGACAGAGUCUCACUCUGUUGCCAGACUGGAGUGCAGCAGCUCAAUCUAAGCUCACUGCAGCCUCCACCUCCUGGGUUCAGGCGAUUCUCCUGCCUCAGCCUCUGGAGUAGCUGGGAUUACAGGCACAUGCCACCACACCCAGCUAAUUUUUGUAUUUUUAUUAGAGAUGGAGUUUCACCAUGUUUGCCAGGAUGGUCUCGAUCCACCCACUUCCGCCUCCCAAAAUGCUGGGAUUGCAGGCGGGAGCCGUCCUGCUCGUCCCCUCCAACCUCUUUUAAUGUGCCUAUAGCCCACUAUAACAUUCAUAUCUCAAAUUGCAAUUUCUUGCAAUUCUUGAAUAAACACUUUCUUUUGGAGCAUCA